Messenger RNA from Nymphaea colorata (pocket water lily), 1465 nucleotides. Its product is annotated as sulfite exporter TauE/SafE family protein 5-like. The transcript has 4 exons. The record is from RefSeq and is a predicted model, not a curated record. NCBI's taxonomy places the organism in Eukaryota, Viridiplantae, Streptophyta, Magnoliopsida, Nymphaeales, Nymphaeaceae. Gene Ontology annotation, biological process: protein ubiquitination. The coding region runs from base 117 to 1394 and encodes 425 amino acids. Gene Ontology annotation, cellular component: Cul4A-RING E3 ubiquitin ligase complex; membrane.
CCAAGUUCCAACACCUUUGUCCCAAGAAAUAAAAUUCCUUUAAAGGAGGAGCUCAAGCACGUCCCUGAGCUGCAUCUUGCUGGCGCAUCGAACUCAAGAACAAGUAGCAAGCAACCAUGGGAGAACUGAGGGAGUGUAGUUUCCGUCCUCUUGCAAACCAUGUUUCUGGCAUGAUUCAUCACUAUACCGCAGCUAAGAGGCUACCUCAGAUGAAUUUGGAGUCUGGAUUGAUCCUAGCAGGCCUGUUGAGUUUCUUUGCCUCGUCUAUUUCGAGCGCAGGUGGGCUCGGUGGUGGCGGUCUGUAUAUACCAAUAUUGAAUCUGGUAGCAGGACUAGACAUGAAAACUUCAGCCUCUAUUUCUGCUCUCAUGGUCACUGGAAGCACUGUUGCGAACGUUAUCUACCACUUGCCUGCCAAACACCCAAAUUUUAGCAACAAGCCACUCAUUGACUACGACAUAACACUGAUGACUGAGCCAUGUUUGCUGCUUGGUGUAAGUGUUGGGGUGAUCUGUAAUGUUAUGUUUCCUGAGUGGUUGAUAACUAUGCUGUUUGCAUUUUUUCUUUCUUUCUCUACGUUCACAACAUGGAAAGCUGGGUUUAGAAGAUGGAAGCAGGAGACUGAGCAAGGUUGUCGGCUUGAAAACAAAGAGGUCGGUGAAGUUGCGAGUUUGGUAGUGCCAAUUUUAAAUGUUGAAAGCCAUAGAGGCUCUGUGCUUCCUUGGAGAAAACUUGGCAUCCUGGCCGCUAUUUGGAUGUCCUUCUUUGUGCUUCAGAUUUUGCGGGGGGAUCUUCAGGGACAGAGUUUGAUUCACCUGAAGCCUUGUGGAGUAGGGUACUGGCUACUCUUUGGAUGUCAAGUUCCUCUUGCUAUACUUUUCACGGUAUACAUUUUACUUAUGGAGAAGAUCACAGUAGACCAUCACUCCUUUGGACAGGACCAGACGCUGGGGAGCGUGCAAGGUAGGGCAAAGCUUCUGUUUCUGCUAAUAGCUGUUGCAUCUGGUUCUUUGAGUGGCCUCUUUGGAAUUGCUGGAGGGAUGAUUAUAAGCCCAAUUCUUCUUCAGAUGGGAAUCCCCCCUCAUAUAGCAGCAGCGACUACCUCUUUUAUGGUUUCCUUUUCUGCCUCUAUGUCUGCAGUUCAGUAUCUGUUACUGGGCCUUAAACACCUGGACUAUGCGCUCUGUUUUUCCACUCUGUGCUUUAUUUCUUCAUGGAUCGGCCUGGUAGUCAUACAAAAACCAAUAAAAAGAUAUGGUAGAGCAUCACUCAUAGUGUUCUUGGUCGCCACCAUAAUGGCAAUAAGCACUGUGUUGAUUACUAGCUUUGGGGCACUGAAUGUUUGGAGAGAGAGCAGUCAAGGAAAGCACAUGGGAUUCAAGCUGCCGUGUUGAAUUUUAUGUUUAAUGUUUGGGUGUGAACAACAUCAUGGAUAGUUGUUUUUUCUUAUAUCUAUUCAAAGAGU